AUGGAGGAGAAAUAUGAGGAAGAGAUCCAGAUGCCAGAGAUGCUCGAGGCUGAACAAGAGGAGAGUUUACGGGCCAUUUUCAUGCAUCAUGGAGAUCAACUACAGCAGGAACUUAAAACAAUCUGUGAGGAAAACAUAGGGGGAGUAACACAGAAAGACACUCUUUCAAAGCUCAUCACGGAAAUCAAAGACCUCAGAAGACAGACAGAAAUCAACGGAAUCACCCUUAAUGAGUUUUACACGAAAGAAGGAGAUGAUCUGCUCUGGAGAGUCACUGAGCUCAACAUUGUCGUGGAUGGUGCUGAAUCUAAAGAUUUCUCUGCGUUUGUGUCCAGGUAG
Molecule: messenger RNA, 339 nt
Organism: Myxocyprinus asiaticus (Chinese sucker)
Lineage: Eukaryota; Metazoa; Chordata; Actinopteri; Cypriniformes; Catostomidae
Gene: cenpp
Product: centromere protein P
Source: RefSeq, a predicted model, not a curated record